Molecule: messenger RNA, 1907 nt
Organism: Eupeodes corollae
Lineage: Eukaryota; Metazoa; Arthropoda; Insecta; Diptera; Syrphidae
Gene: IP3K1
Product: inositol-trisphosphate 3-kinase homolog
Exons: 4
Coding region: 587-1849 (420 amino acids)
Biological process (GO): inositol phosphate biosynthetic process
Cellular component (GO): nucleus; cytoplasm
Molecular function (GO): inositol tetrakisphosphate kinase activity; inositol-1,4,5-trisphosphate 3-kinase activity
Source: RefSeq, a predicted model, not a curated record
ACUUGAUUUGAGUCAGUCUUCGGCCGCCAUUCAUUCAAGCAAGCGAGCAAAAUUUCAUAGCAAACAUCUUUUGCUUUAUUGUGUCAAUUACUACUUUUUUGUUGCAUUUUAGUUCACAAAGUUUAAAAAGUAACUACCAAUAAAAAUAACCGGAUUUAAUUUUGAUUUAUUAAAUUUCAUUUUAUAAAGUGUAACGGAUUAAAGAGAAGAAUAAAUUAUAAAUUUUUAAGGGAAAGCUAUCCAUGAGAAAAAAAAAAAGAUUUUUAUCCAAAGUGAUUCAACAACCAAAACCAACAACACACAAAAAGAGGAAACAAGCCAGUGAAGUUUAAAAUACAUAUAUUAUAUUGUGUUUGUGUUUUUUCUUAAAUUAAAACGUGUUGAAAAAGUGAACAAGAAAAAAUGAAUUUAAAAUUAUUAAUGAUUGAUACAAAGGAUACAAGAAAUCAUUAAUACAGAAAAAGAAAGGAUUAAAUAAAAAUAUAAUCCAAGAUAUUUAAAAUAAAAUACAAAUUUAAAAGAUACAAGUUAUAAAACAAAACAAAAAUAGUGAUUUUAUUUUUUGUUAAAUAUUUCAAUAAAAAUUAUGACUUCAACAAUUCUACAAUCAUCAGCACAAGCAGCAUCAACAAUGGCAUGGUCAAAUGAAAAACUACGUUUAUCUUGUGUCGAUAACAUUGGAUUAAGACAGCUGUGGAAGUUAAUUGUAUUAAAUAGUAGCAACAAUAAUAAUACUAGUACUAAUAACAAUAGUACUAACAACAUUAUCAACAACAACAAUAACAACAACCAGAACAGUAAAAAUAAAAAUAGCGAAAUAAACAGUGAAAAUUUAGCUGAGUUUUUAACAAAUCGUGACAUACUGCCACCAAGUGAAAUGUCAUUGCUGAAAUUUUUAGCAAUUAAUGCCUUGGAAUUAAGUGCCCCUGCUUCGCCUGUUUUAUUACAACAACAACAUCAACAGCAUACAGCUGCAGUAGCAGCUGCAGCGUGUAAACCAAAAGGUUGGAUGCAAUUAUCGGGACAUCCAGAGAGCAUUGUACCAACAACAACUGGCAUCGUCCGUAAACGCGUCAUCAGUCCCACAGAUCAUGAAGCAAAUGCCUACGAAUUCAUAACGAACGAUCCGUCUGCCAGUAAACUUGUCCCCAAAUACUAUGGAGUUGCCGAAUAUAACGGCGAUGCAUAUAUUGAACUACAAGACCUGCUAACCGGUUUCAAAGACCCAAAUGUCAUGGACAUAAAAAUGGGUUGCCGUACUUUCCUCGAGUCCGAAGUCACAAACAAAACACUCCGACCCGAUUUGUACCAGAAAAUGAUUGCUCUUGACAAAGACGCACCCACUGCCGAAGAGCACGAACUACAAGCCAUUACAAAACUACGUUACAUGCUUUUCCGUGAAGCCAUGUCAUCGUCUCAUACGAAAGGUUUUCGAAUCGAAGCCCUUCGUCGUCGUGGUGCCAGUCCUAUAAAAGAUCUUAAAACCGUUCGCAAUACCGAUCAAAUUGAAGAGACAAUUCUGCAGUUCCUCAACUCAAAUAAGACCAUCACCAAGGAGCUGAUCAAGCGGCUGCGCACAAUGAGGACACUGAUGGAGAAGUCAGAAUUCUUCAGGCAUCAUGAAAUAGUUGGUUCCAGUAUUUUCAUAGUUUACGAUGACGAGAAGGUUGGAGCGUGGCUGAUUGACUUUGCCAAGUCAAGACGUCUGCCAGCCGAUGUUCAAGUCAAUCAUCGACAAGAAUGGAUUCCUGGUAAUCGUGAAGAAGGCUUAAUCAAGGGAAUGGAUGAACUCAUUAGGGUCUUUGAGGGCGUCUAUGAAAUUCAAACUGGCAAAAGGCUAACUAAAUGAGUUUCUUAAUUAUUAUUAUUAAUUUCUGCAAUCUAAAAUUUAUAUAAUUUAUUAAUUU